UCAAAGAAAGAGUUGUUGUUUCAUCCCCUAAUACGUCAACCCUCAUAAAAAUUGGGACGGAGGGUAGAUCUCGUUCUAAACAUGAAUUCAUAUUUUAAAAGAUACUGACCUUGAAGAAGGCUACGUAUUAUAACAACAAACUUCUCAAAGGUGUUCUGCAGUGUGUAAAGAUGGAGUUGGAUUCAGUGUUCUUGUACACAGCUUUAGGAGUAGGGAUUUUAACCCUUUGUAGUAUGCUGAAGAAUGUAAAUGGGUGGUUUUAUACAAUCAAAUUUAGUUCAAGGAAAUACCGAUUGCCUCCAGGUGACAUGGGUUGGCCAUUCAUUGGCAACAUGAUUCUUUUCUUCAAAAGUUUCAAAUCAACUGGAAAUCCAUGCUCAUUUGUAUCUUACUUUGUUACUAGGUUCGGGCCAGUAGGGAUGUACAAGGCAUACAUGUUUGGAUCGCCAAGCAUAAUCGUGACAAAACCAGAAAUAUGUAAGAAAAUCUUUAUGGAUGAUGAUAAUUUUGACAGAGGAAAAUCAAGCUCAGUUGGUACAGCUUCAAACCAAGAAGACAAGCGUCUUCGUCGAAUAACAACAGCUCAUAUAAGGACUCACGGAUCGUUAUCCUUCUACUUUGAUUGCAUAAAUGAAAUCGUGAAGAAUUCACUUGAGAAAUUUGCUGCAAAGGAAGAACCAAUUUAUUUAUUCUCUGAGCUGAAAAAGCCUGCAUUUGAGGUGCUUAUGCUAAUUCUUAUAGGGGGUUAUCAGGUUUCUCAACAACUGCUUGACGUUGUGUUCGAGGAGACAGCUAUACUGAUUCGGGGUUUUCACGGGUUGCCCAUUAAUAUCCCCGGAUUUGCUUACAACAGGGCCAUGAAGGCUCAAGGAAUAAUAGCACAGAUGUUUAAGCAGAUAUUAGAAGAAAGAAAAGUGAUGAUUGCAGAGAAUAAAGCAAGGCCAAUGUCCAACAUGUUAGAUAUGAUGCUAGAUGCUCAAGAUAUUGAUGGAGGAAAAGGAUUAAGUGAUGAGACCAUUGUUGGACUGCUACUCCAAUACACAUUUGCUGGUUAUGAAUCUGUUGCUAAGGUUGCCUCAAAGACAAUUAUGCAUUUUGAGAAACAUCCCGACAUCUUGCAGAAAGCAAAAGAGGAACAAGAGGAAAUCGUUAAGAGAAGACCAUCUUCAGAUGCAGGCCUUAAUUUCGACGAGAUUAGACAGAUGAAGUAUCUUAGUAAGGUACUUGAUGAAACACUGCGUGUUAAUAGCCUCAUACCAAUCUUUAGAGUGGCUAAAGCGACUGUUAACUUAAACGGCUACACCAUACCCAAGGGGUGGAAGUUCUUGACAUUCUUAUGGAGUUUUAAUAUGGAUCCUGAGACUUAUGUCAAUCCUAUGGAAUUUAAUCCUUCAAGAUGGGAUGAUAUGGAAACCAAACCAACCUCCUAUUUUCCUUUUGGAGUAGGCCCCAAAAUGUGCCCAGGGUCCAAUGUGGCCAGGCUUUCACUUUCAAUAAUUCUUCAGUACUUUCUACUUAACUACAGGUUUGAGCAGCCUGAUCCAGAUCAGAGCAAAACUAAACCGCUUGAUAAUUGUAUUGGGAGAUUCAAGAAGAUCUCAACAUAAGAUAAAUGACAACUUCAGCACUAUCCAUUGUUCCACAUUUGCAUUGCUCAUGUGAAUCUUAAUUGGCCUUCAGUCAUCUAAUCUUGAAAAUGAUGAGCAUGGGUUUGUAUGGUUAACUUAUUUUUAUCAAUAAUGAAGUUGCAGUCUGGUGGCCCUU
Lycium barbarum (goji berry) is the source of this 1764-nucleotide messenger RNA. RefSeq names its product beta-amyrin 11-oxidase-like. Lineage: Eukaryota; Viridiplantae; Streptophyta; Magnoliopsida; Solanales; Solanaceae. The transcript is spliced from 8 exons. The coding region runs from base 171 to 1607 and encodes 478 amino acids. Gene Ontology annotation, biological process: sterol metabolic process; multicellular organism development; brassinosteroid homeostasis. Gene Ontology annotation, cellular component: endoplasmic reticulum. Gene Ontology annotation, molecular function: iron ion binding; heme binding; ent-kaurenoic acid monooxygenase activity. The record is from RefSeq and is a predicted model, not a curated record.